Messenger RNA from Formica exsecta, 3242 nucleotides. It is a transcript of the gene eco, whose product is annotated as N-acetyltransferase ESCO1. NCBI's taxonomy places the organism in Eukaryota, Metazoa, Arthropoda, Insecta, Hymenoptera, Formicidae. Gene Ontology annotation, biological process: mitotic sister chromatid cohesion. The record is from RefSeq and is a predicted model, not a curated record. Gene Ontology annotation, molecular function: protein-lysine-acetyltransferase activity. Bases 230 to 2644 code for a protein of 804 amino acids. The transcript is spliced from 6 exons. Gene Ontology annotation, cellular component: nucleus; chromatin.
GCAGCAACUAACGUAACGUUCAAUUUUCUUGCUCGUUUCCCGCGUUUCUUUCAUGUGUUUCUGAAUGUGAACCUUUAUGAAAAGUAUACCGCUUUUCGAGAAAAGUAUUAACGCAUAACGAGUGUAAACAUUGAAUGUCACUUUAUUUAUCAACAAUUUUUGAUGCACUGAGCGGAAACGCUUCCUUAAAUUCGCCGUUCAACCCAGAUUACCAGAGAGUUAUUUGAUAAUGUCAAUGGAUAGCGGUCAAGGGGAUUUACUUUACACUCCACGACGAGCUCAAAAAUGUCUCUUUGCACCAUCCAAAGGCAAUUUUUAUAAGAAAAAGACAUCUCAAGAUUCAAAUUGUACUAAGGAUGUCGAAGCAAUCUCAGGAGAAGACUCAGACUUGGGACCUAUAUCACCGCUGGCUUUUACUGAUCGAAGUCCAAGUCUUAGUGACAGUUCUUCAGGGAGAGAAUUUAUCUCUCCAUUUGCUACACCUGAAAAAUUAUCCUUAUCUGAUGCACCUGUGUCCUGGGAUCGCUUAACAUUAAAGCGUAAUAAGGAGGACCAUAUGUCACCCUUUAGUUCACUUAAGAAAGUCACUAGAGCUGCUAGAUAUUCGCCAAGGUGUAAAUUUAUUAGCAGCUCAUCAAGAUCACUGCCAUCUUCUCCACGCAAAUUGAUGGAACCAUUAACGCCACAGCGCUCAAAGAUGAGUGUGACAAUGGAUGAAAUAGUACCGGAAACACCUCAACGAAAUUUUGCCAUGGAGAUACAAAAUCAGGACAUCACGGAAACACCCCGAAAGAGUAGAACUCUUGAGUGUAGACAAAUAACACCCUUGAGUUCCAUAAAUAAAACAACUCCAUUGCCGAAGCUUCACAGACGAAAAUCUUUCAGCGGGCUCGGAAUGAGCGAGAGCUUCUCACCCGAACAAAAGGAGAAUACGUUGAAGAGGCGCGCGAACGAUCAAUUGACAGUGAAACCGGCAAAGUUAUUCAAGGCGGACGAUGUUUCUGCGCCUAGAGCGAGAGCAGCGUUGUUUCAGGACAGAAAGAACAAAUCUAAUAGCUUGAAAAAUAUUUCAUUGAAUACAAAAACAUUUUAUAGUAGCAACACAAGGACUGAGCGACCAUUUGCUUUCGGUGAUUUUACUAAUAGCGAUGUUAAAAAAAGACGAAGUUUACCGGCGCUAAACAUAAACAGCAGGCGUUCAUUAUUAAAGAAGCAGAAAUUCGGUAAACUAAAUGCUGGUGUAUCUCACGGUAUCAAAAAGCCAAAGAAGCCUAAAACAAAACCAGAGAUAUUGAAGAAAGAGGAGCAGCAUGUUACACAGGAUCCUGUUAUUUCAAACAAAAAUCCACCUAUUAAUGCAAUUGCGGAAAAAGCACCUUCGCCAGAGAUCGACUAUAGUAAACGAUUUUUUAAAACUAUAAGAUUAAACAGAACGAUUGACGCUGCUAUAGUAAUGAAUCAGAAACACGUUCGCGCCACAACAAAUGUGUGUAAGCAACAAGUGAAAGCUACAGGUAUCUGUUUGGAUACCACGGAUUUAACUGUGGAUGAACCAGAGAUUGAAGCUACAUUGGAGCAAGAUAAAGUUAUUAAUCUCUUGAAAAUAUUGGAGGAUGAUUGGGCGAACGAUGAUUUUGAUACAAUGGAAACAUUGACCAAUAGUACAGUAAACACGAUUUCUCCGUUAAAAACAACGACGACGCUAGCUAAGAACGCGAUCAUGUCACCAGCUACUGAACUCAGUAACAUGACUUCGACUAUGAACAUCAAAGAUGUUAUUUCUCUAACAAACUUUGGAAAUCUUUCGCUUGAUAAUACAGACAGUAAUAAUGAUGCCGUAAAAACUGGUGAAAACGAAAAAAGAUACUUUCCAUUAUUCAACAAAGGAAAUUCUGCAUCUGAUAAUAUUUUCGAAGAAACAAAUAACAGAAAAAUUGCAAAAUCCUCAAAAAAAAAUUUGCAAUGGCAAUUGUCCACAAAAGGUGGUGGUGCAGAAAAUCAAUAUCAGUUAGAUGCUGGUCAAAAAUGUUUUGGUGCCACUCAAUGCCCAGAAUGCAACGUUGUAUACCAAUUGGGCAAUCCCGAAGAUGAAAAUGCUCAUUUAAAUUAUCACAAUAGCGUACGGACUUUAAAAUUCCAGGGAUGGAAGAACGAGCGUGUUAUAAUGGAAGAUACUUUUACAUCUAGUAGAAUAAUAUUAGUCGAACCACAUGACUCGAAACAAUAUUGGAAAAAAGUAUCAGAUAUUUUGGCCAUUGUAGAUAGAGAUUUGGGAUUGGCAGAUAUGAGUAUGUCAGAUUAUCAGGGCAAAAAGGUCUUGUUGUAUAUUCGCGAGAAAAACGUUCUCGGAAUAUUGGUAGCGGAACCUAUCCAAACGGCGUAUCGCAUGAUCCCUGAGCUAAUUGAGCUGAACUGUUGUACCGCCGAAAGCACACCUACGAAAUGCGGCAUAAACGUUGUCUGGACGGCGAUGAGUCACCGUAAACAGGGUAUAGCCACUAAACUCGUCGAUACUUUGAGAUCAAAAUUCUUCUAUGGUUAUGUGAUGUCGUUGGACGAUAUAGCGUUUUCGAUACCGACUCCAAGCGGCAAAACCUUUGCCGAAAAAUACACGAAAACGAAAAAUUUCAAAGUUUACAGCUAAGUCUAUUUCAUGUAGGAUCCAACAUUUUGUAACCUGUUUUAUUCUAAAUGGUCGUUUUCUUUUCUGGUUAUUAUUAAUAAAAUAUCCGGUGAUCAUUUAUUAUUAUAUUAUAUAUUUUUAAGAAUUGUAUUUUAUCUUGACGGUUAUCUAUUUUCGUGAAAACUUUACUACAUAUGUUUAUAGAAAAAUCAGAUUGAUAUAGUCUCUUUAAUUUAUUAAUGUAAUUUCUCUUUUUAAAUUGUUUGUCAAUAUAAAAGUAGAUUUUACUUAGAUUUCAUAAUUCUAAUGAAAUAUCUCUUUCUUUUUUCUUAAUACAUAGUAAUACAUAUUUAAAAAAAAUUUAAUAUAAAGUCGAGAUUAAAUAACACUAAUGGUCUUCAAGUUUGAGCAGUUUGGAAGUUGAUAAUAAAAAUACGAAUAUUUUUGAAAUAAACACAUUAGGUAUAUAGGGUUCCAUCUCUAAUUUGUUAAAUAGAUACCCGCGCGCUAUUAAUUUGAAUAUAUUUUUCUUAAAGUGAUAGAAAUAAUAUAUCUAACAAUGUAAAUUAUUAUAGAUGGAAUAUGUUAUAUCUAAAAUUAUCUGCGUUUGGUGAGGAAA